Trifolium pratense (red clover) is the source of this 1477-nucleotide messenger RNA. RefSeq names its product E3 ubiquitin-protein ligase PRT1-like. The record is from RefSeq and is a predicted model, not a curated record. Lineage: Eukaryota; Viridiplantae; Streptophyta; Magnoliopsida; Fabales; Fabaceae. Gene Ontology annotation, biological process: proteasome-mediated ubiquitin-dependent protein catabolic process. Gene Ontology annotation, molecular function: zinc ion binding; ubiquitin protein ligase activity. The transcript has 8 exons. Bases 81 to 1217 code for a protein of 378 amino acids.
UCAAUUUUAGGAUUAUUACUUGUUGCUGUUGUCUUGAUACAUUGCUCGGUUUUGCUCCUUCUUGUCUCUUCAUACUAAGAAUGGAAAACAACGAAUUCAAAGAUGAACAACAGGAAAUCUACGAAUCCUUUAUCUGCUGCGUUUGUCUGGAUCUGUUAUACAAGCCCAUUGUGCUAGCUUGUGGCCAUGUAUCAUGUUUCUGGUGUGUCCAUAAAUCAAUGAAUGAUUCGUCCGAAUCCCAUUGUCCAACAUGUAGGCAUACAUACUAUCACUUUCCAACAAUCUGUCAACUGCUUCACUUUUUGCUUCUUAAGACAUAUCCCGCAGCUUACAAAAGAAGGGAAAAUCAGACACUUGAGGAAGAAGAGGAAGAGGAUUGUUUCUCCCCUCAAUUUAUAUGUGAUCGUCCUGAGAAUUCGCCUACCAGUACUACCAUAAAUCAGACGUCUAACUCAUGCAGCACAGAAUCUUUAGAAAGUAUGGAGCAAUCACGGUCUGCAAAUCAUAACGGCGAUGAAGGCAUCAUUUCAGUUGAAGGAAAAAAAUUGCCUCAAAAUGAGCACAAUCAGCAACCAAAAAUAUUAGUUGCAGAUUUAACAUGUCCAAUGUGCAAGCAAAUGCUCAUUCAUCCUGUUGGUCUUAAUUGUGGACAUGUAUACUGUGAGACUUGUAUCACCGACUUACCUCAUGAGGUGCUUAUAUGUCAAGUUUGUCAAAGUCCACAUCCUGGAGGAUUUCCAAAAGUUUGUUUGGCUCUUGACCAAUUUUUAGAGGAGCAAUUUCCAGAAGAGUACACACUGAGAAGAGAUGCAAUUCAACCUAGCCAAAUCAAAGUCCAACCUGAGACCACAUCUUCUUGUUCGUUGUCCAAGGACAAUGGAGAAAUAAUAGCUUUGGGGUCUAAUCCUGAAUUGUUAGUUCACGAAGGAGCUGGUUGUGAUUUUUGCGGGAUGUACCCAAUAAUAGGGGACAGAUAUAAAUGUGUUGACUGUAAAGAGAUUAUCGGCUUUGAUCUUUGUGGUGAUUGCUAUAAGAACCGUGCAAAGCGUCCAGGCCGAUUCAACCAGAAGCACACCCCUGACCACAAGUUAGAGCUUGUACUGGCUGAUGACACUGAUUUUUCAGAUUUAGAGCUUGUACAGGAUGAGGAUGACACUGAUUCUUCAGAUUUAAUAGUUAUACAGUAUGACACUGAUUCCUCUACUGAUGAAGAAUAAAAUCAGAGUGACUCCGACGCCACCAACCGAAAAAUUGAAAUCACAAAAUCCCAUUAUCUUUUGGUGUUACUCAUUAGGGAUCCAAUGCUUCAUAUUUCAAUCCACUUAAGUUGUGAAUCCUCAAAUCCACAUGGUCUAUCUGGUUUUACUGAUUUGUGCAUAUUGGUAUAUAGCAAUUUGUGGCUGUUUUUGUAUGAGCUAGAUAUAGGCAAAUUGUGUUGACUUAGUCCUUGACAAUAAGCAUAUACCUUUAUUGAUAA